This is a messenger RNA of Talaromyces amestolkiae, 1986 nucleotides long. RefSeq lists its product as uncharacterized. The transcript is spliced from 3 exons. Gene Ontology annotation, biological process: transmembrane transport. The record is from RefSeq and is a predicted model, not a curated record. NCBI's taxonomy places the organism in Eukaryota, Fungi, Ascomycota, Eurotiomycetes, Eurotiales, Trichocomaceae. Gene Ontology annotation, molecular function: myo-inositol:proton symporter activity. Bases 1 to 1986 code for a protein of 661 amino acids. Gene Ontology annotation, cellular component: membrane.
AUGCCAUCAACCUUUGGAUGGGAUCACUUCCCUCUACCUGCUGCCGACAAACGGCAUCAUCAUACACAUACUACAAAUACAGCAGCAACAACAACCGACUUCGUCGCCCAACAAGACACCCUCCACACCAUUACCCGCACACGCACAAACCUGACUGCCGCCGAACGCGCGCGGCGCAACCUAAACACCAAACUCGCCAAUCCUCUCGCCGGGUUUACGCACGACGAACUCAAAAAACAAGGUCUGCGGUUCAGUAUUACGCACCAAGUUGGCGAUGAAGAGGAUAUCCGCGCGUUUGAGUUUGGUGCCGUGCUGGCGCAGGCACCGGAGAAAUUCGAGGAGAUUGAAGGGUUGACGGAGGAAGAGUUGCAGGUGUUGAGGCAGGAGUUUACGAAUAGGUGGUCGCAGCCGGUAUUGAUGUAUGUCGUUAUUGGGAUUUGUUCUAUAUGCGCUGCUGUGCAGGGGAUGGAUGAAACUGUGGUCAACGGCGCCCAAGUCCUAUACAAAAGCCAAUUCGGCAUCGACGGCAACGACCCUCGCUCGACAUGGCUGCUCGGUCUUUUGAACUCAGCGCCAUAUCUCUGCUGCGCUAUUGCGGGUUGCUGGCUCACAAUCCCCUUCAACCACUGGUUCGGCCGCCGCGGCACAAUCUUCAUUACCUGCGUCAUCUCUUCGCUGGCAUGUAUAUGGCAGGGCUUCGUCAACACCUGGUGGCACAUGUUCGUCGCCCGGUUCGUGCUCGGGUUCGGAAUCGGUCCCAAAUCAGCCACUGUGCCCAUCUACGCCGCCGAAACGAGUCCGCCCGCGAUCAGAGGCGCGCUGGUCAUGCAAUGGCAGAUGUGGACUGCGUUUGGAAUCAUGUUUGGCUACGCCGCUGAUCUAGCGUUUUUCAAGGUACCCGAUCCGCCGCAUAUCUGCGGCUUCAAUUGGAGACUCAUGAUGGGCUCGGCGUGUAUACCCGCGAUAUUAGUGUGUUUGCUGGUAUUUGUUUGCCCGGAGUCGCCGAGGUGGUAUAUGAGUAAAGGACGGUACGACAAGGCGUAUCAGGUCAUGUGUCGACUGCGGUAUACGAAGUUGCAGGCUGCCAGGGACGUGUAUUACAUCUACACGCUGCUAGAAGCGGAGACGAGUAUGCGACUCGGUCAGAACAAGGUGCUUGAGUUGAUUACCGUGCCGCGCAAUCGUCGUGCUCUGCUUGCGUCUGAAAUUGUCAUGUUUCUGCAACAGUUCUGCGGCGUCAAUGUAAUAGCCUACUACUCCUCGCAAAUCUUCCUCGAAGCAAACUUCUCCCCCAUCUCCGCCUUCAGCGCCUCCCUCGGCUGGGGCGUCGUAAACUGGCUAUUUGCCAUCCCCGCUGUUUACACAAUCGACACCUUCGGGCGCCGCAAUUUGUUGCUUUCCACUUUCCCUAUGAUGGCCAUAUCCAUGUUCUUCACGGGUUUCAGCUUCUAUAUCCCCGAAACCCAUCACACAGCUCGAAUAGGAUGUAUUGCGUUGGGGAUAUUCCUGUUUGGUGUCGUUUAUUCCCCCGGCGAAGGGCCCGUGCCGUUUACGUAUUCUGCAGAAGCGUAUCCGUUGUACGUAAGGUCGUAUGGAAUGUCGCUUGCGACUGCGACGACGUGGUUUUUCAAUUUUAUUUUAGCUAUGACGUGGCCUUCUCUAUCAUCUCGGUUCACGACCGCGGGCGGUUUCGCGUGGUAUGGGGCAUGGAAUGUUGUGGGUUGGUGGUUGAUUUUGAUGUUUAUGCCGGAGACAAAAGGGAAGACGCUGGAAGAAUUGGAUCAGGUGUUUUCGGUGCCGACGAGGUUUCAUGCGGAAUGGGGGUUGAGGCAGAUUCCGUAUGUGAUUAGGAGGUAUCUGUUUAGGCAGAAGCAUUUGAAGCCUGAGGUGCUGUAUGAGAUGGAGGAUGUCAAUGAUGGUGGUGGUGGUAGUGGUGGUGGCCCGAGAGGGGAGGAGGAUGGGUAUAGGGAGUUGGGGUUGAUAUAA